Molecule: messenger RNA, 1442 nt
Organism: Elaeis guineensis (African oil palm)
Lineage: Eukaryota; Viridiplantae; Streptophyta; Magnoliopsida; Arecales; Arecaceae
Source: RefSeq, a predicted model, not a curated record
UUACUGUAGGCCCGUGCCCGAGAAAGCGAGAAGCGGAUUAAAAAGAAGAGAGAGAGAGAGGGAAAGGGGAUGCUGGGAGAGAGGGAGUGAGAGAGACAGUGAGUGAGAGCUCUUCUUCCUCCCAAAUCGCCAGAGGUCCUCUCUCUCUUCUCUCUCGCUCUCUCCGCCACAAUGUCUCACUCCUCUUCACAUUCUUCACCGCUUUAGCGCUUUCGGAGCUCUUCGCUUGGCGGCGGGGGUCGUUUUCCCGGUGCUUCCAGGGCUGUUUUGCUUGUAAUUUUGUCUGCUGACAGGCAAGCUGACACUUUGUUCCUUCAAUAUAUGGUGAGGAGCUAGCUGAAAGUAUUCUUUUACCAGUAGAAGAAAUAUGAAGUCAGGCUCAAAGAAGGGGAAAAAAAUGAAGUUGGGCUUGCUGAAGAGUUGGUGUCUUCGCCUGAGAGGCAAAUCUACCACUCAUUUCUGUAUGUUCCCCAAGGUUCGUUCAGCUGAGAAAACAGGUGGAAAUGCACCAGUCUAUCUGAAUGUGUAUGACCUUACACCUAUAAAUGGCUUUGUUUAUUGGGCAGGCGUUGGAAUAUUUCAUUCAGGCGUUGAAGUUCAUGGUGUGGAGUAUGCAUUUGGUGCACAUGACUACCCAACUAGUGGUGUCUUUGAAGUCGAUCCUCGUCAAUGUCCCGGCUUUAGAUUUCGGAAGUCAAUAUUCAUGGGCACAACAUGUUUAGACCCUAUCCAGAUCAGAGAGUUUAUGGAACUUAAUUCUGUAAACUAUAAUGGAGAUACCUACCACUUGAUUGCUAAGAACUGCAACCAUUUCUGCAAGGAUAUCUGUUAUAAGUUGACAGGCAACUCAAUUCCAAAAUGGGUCAAUCGACUUGCUGAUAUAGGCUCCCUAUGCAGCUGCAUCCUGCCUGAGGCAUUACAGAUUUCUGCUGUUCGUCACAAGCCUGAUUUUCGAGCAGAAGAUGGCGAGAGGAUGAAGUUGAGAAGCACUUUUAGCUAUCUAACUUCAGUCUCGAUGCGUCAGAGGCAGUUGUCUGCCUCAUCUGUCUUCUUGAGUUCCCCCUUGAAAGGUUGCCUUCAACCAUGGGAGUUUCGCAGAUCUGGUUCUCUCUAUUGAAGGAGAGGUGAGAAUGUUUUGUCUGUUGGUCAGCAAACUGGUUUCAAACUAUUAUAGGAUUCAGGCUUAUUUGCUUUGUGGCAAUCUAAGCAGUCUAUGACUUUCAUGUUGUCCGGGAGAAAAUUUAUUCAGCAUUCAGAAUGCUGAAGGAAGCAGCAAAUGUUGUAUAGUUUUCUCUGUUCAGGUUGGUCUAUAUCUCAAGUUAUUUGUUCUGUUUAUGUGUAGACUUGUAAGGUGCUUUUUAUUAUCACAGCAGGGACCUCAGAUAUGUGCAAUCUGUUAUUCCUGUUCUGCAAGAUGCUAAAGCUUGGCUAGCUUUAUCGUA